GAGUCAGUUCAAACCCCUCGAAGUCAUCAUGGCUACUGGUGUUGGUGAGAUUCUCCGACGUUUAAGACAAAGCCACGUGAAAGAUGAAGAAACUACACCCGGAGAGGCUCAGAAAGGGCGUCCUCAAGGUGCAAGAAGGCGGAGCGAUCGUAACACCUCCUCGACGCAACCAGAGCCAGGUCAAACUUUGUCUGUGUUUGAACAGUGCGGAAAUUACAUCGAGAGGUUGCCUUCUGAGAUAAUCCUGAAGAUUUGUUCUUUUCUGGAUGCCUUCUCUCUGUUGAAUAUCGGCUUUGUCAACAAGCGGUUUCAUGAUCUGGCUAACAGCAAUGCUCUGUGGUCUGUGUUGUAUGCUUCUCAGAUUAAAAAGAAAAAGUGGAGACCCAAAGGAAGCAUGAUGACAGGAGCCUUGAGCAGCACAAGUGUGGAAGAGAAACCUGCGGGAUACUGGAAGAAGCUCCUACUCAAGGAGAUGGCUGGUUACAAUGACACCAUGUGGAAAACAGAGCUAAGACACAUGAACCCGCACACGGGCAUGCCAGCUCUAACAGAGCAGGUUAUCAGGAGAUUACACAUUCAGUGGGAGAUCACACUCAUAAAUAAGGAUGGACGUGAAAGUGUCUAUAAGCAGACGCACACUUUCUUUGAAGAUUCAUCUGUUACGGUGUACUGGAACUGUGGUUUCUGGCCAAACAUGAGCAGUCUUAUUGGCCUACAGAUUCAUGGAAUGUGUCCAGCUCUACCAGCUUCAAGAGACAAGCCAAGGUGGCGCUCUUUGAUUCAAAAGACAAGUUUAAAUAAAAGUGUACACUGGUCAUUCCUUGGUGCUGACAAGCUUGUGAAGUUGCUGCGCUUUAAUAAUGGGAUCCUUGUCGGAGUCUGGCGGGGCAAUUGGAAAAUUGCCUUUGUCAUGAUCAACCUGCACUUCCACAAACUGAUUGAAAGGAGUCUCCUUGGGUCAACAUUUUGUCCCUACAUCCCCACGGAGGACACUGCUCUGGACUCUGACAGUGGACAACAUGGAUACACCCUGCACAUUGUGCUUCACAAUCCACUUCAGCGAAUCAUGUGUCAGCGCUUUUCCCCACUUUACAUCACCAGAGUGCCGAAUCAAAUGGACUAUGUGCAGUUGAUCGCCAUUGAUUUGGCUGAUGUGCCUCAGCACAAGCCUGUGGCAAAGAUCAGUGUCCCAUGGGAAGCAGAGGGAUUGCGGGGAAAUGUUGAGCGUUGCUGUAUGAUGACUUUGACAGUUCUGGAUGAGGCUCAGCGUCCCUUCUGGUGUGUGGGUUCUCCUGUUAAGAUGUCCAAUAAGCUCAGAGUGGUGGACUUGGAAUAUGCAGGUGAGCAGUUCGUCAUCAAGUACGAGGAUGUGGACGGAAAGGUCAAAAUGACCUUUGUGUGGAUGGAAGACCUUCAGCAGUGCUUUUUGGUGCAGUUAAUUACUGCAUUCCCAGCAGCAAAAGUGAAAAAGCACUUUGGGAGAAAAUCUUGAGAAUGUUGCAACAUCUGGUUGGUUUCCAUUUAGAGAAGUUGUAAAUAUCCAAAGAUGAUUUUGAAAUAUUUUUAUUUUUGUCAAGCUUAUUUCUCGGUUCUUAUUCAUGAAAAUGUUGCCUUUUUUGCGUUUGUUAAUGUAUAUGCCUGACAUUUUUUUGUUGUUGUUGAGUUUCAGGGACUGUUGUUUAGCAGAAGUUUAAAUUUGGUAAAAGUUGUUCAUUUUUGGUAUCCAAUUUUUCAUAGUUUCAUGAAGUAGAGUAAAUUCAGUUAAGACAAUCAAUAACACAAUGGUGUGAACAUCAUGUUUACUGUGUAACUAAACUCAAAUGUUGAAUUUGUAUGAAUGAUUUAUUUCUCAGUAAUGUUUUUCUGAAGGUCAUUCAAGUGAUGGAGUGACAUUGAGAAACACUGUUCAAAACAGCUGGUUUUGUUUGAUAUAUUGAGGCACAAUUUAAAAUUCUUCUCCAUUAUACCAGCCAUUAUGAAAACAUCAUAUAUAUUAGCUCUUCCUUUACAUUAAUGUGUAAUAUCCACACUAUAAGCAUCACCA
Molecule: messenger RNA, 2044 nt
Organism: Pimephales promelas (fathead minnow)
Lineage: Eukaryota; Metazoa; Chordata; Actinopteri; Cypriniformes; Leuciscidae
Product: F-box only protein 15
Cellular component (GO): SCF ubiquitin ligase complex
Molecular function (GO): protein binding
Source: RefSeq, a predicted model, not a curated record